AUGGCCACAUUCUCUCCCUCGCCCGCCCCUCGCCGUUCUUCAAGACUACACACACGUGGUAAUUCUCCAGUGAGGAGUCAACGACCCCACCGGCUAGCGGCCGAGCCCACCCUUAUUUUAAAUGACAGCAAUUCGGUCGCAUCUGCAAUGGACAUUGACGAGAGGAGUUCCCUAAUCACAGAUCGUAGUUUAUCUAGGAUUGGAGGCGAGAUGAUUUUUGCCAAAACGGAAGAGAUGUCUGUUUCAUUUUAUGCCAAUUUACCUUUGGAGGUAAAGCAAGUUUUGAGGCUCUCAGACUUCAAUAGAGACCUGUAUUCAGGGGAAAUAGAUACCACCACCGGAUUCGCGCUUGUUGCCUCUGCGCAAACAUGCUUCGUAUGGCAGCAUGCUCAAGCUAUCAAAGGCAUACCUACGUGCUAUAUAUUCUCGUGUCCCGAGGAUGGCUCUCAAACCCCCAAACCACCCUUCCAUGCUUUGGUCCCUCAAGGAAGCUCCCGAGAACCAGGGCUUAUCCUUGUCUCCGUCACAGGCCAAAUUCGAUUUUGGGAUAGCAUAGGCAUUGGUCUUGCAGGUGGAGAUAAUUAUAUAUCUUCUCAGGUUGAAAAUAUGAAUUAUGAGGAAGAGGUCACGAAUCUUAUUCGGGUCGACGCUCAAACUUACAUUCUAUCGACAUCGUUCGGUGUCCUCCACCGCAUUGUUCUCACUUCAGCCGGUGGAAAAUAUCACCUUACAAUCCGUGGUUUCGCGCGACCUAGUAAUUCCGGAACAUUUAGCAGACUUUUACCAUCUUUUCUGUCGUCGAGUGCAUCUGCAUCGUAUGAUUCCAAAGGUAAGGCCGGACAUAUUCAUGCGGUUGCCCUUGGGACAACGUCAACAUUGGGCGAUAGAGAUGUAUGGGCCCUUGCGAAUGGUCGAAUCCAACGAUGGAUUAUGAGGGUGGAAGGCUGGGAGGAGCUUGUGCUUGAUCUCGACCUCACCCAGUUACUUCUAAAUAAGGUUCAAGAAAAGCUUAGCGCCAAUAGUGAAGAUGUCGAAAUCUCUGACAUCGCCAUUUUUGAGGACCAAAACAUUGCCCUUCUAAUAUCAUACUCUGGAAAGGACGUGUCUGCCGAUGAUUUCCAACGUCUUUAUGCUCUUGCCGAAUUGAAAUCUGUUGGAAAUGAUUUUUCGGUCAAGCAUCUCUACAGCGUUCCUUACCAAACGACAAGCAAGCCUGGUCCUCCAGUACAUCCACGAAUACAGCUAAUCUAUUCUGGAUCAAUCAUCAGUGUUCAAUUUGGUGACGCUGUUGCACUUUGUGCCAGAGGAUCAGAAUACCGUGAUCGACUGGAAUUAAAAGGCAUCAAUGAUAGAACACUAGGAGUUGGUGUCAGCCUAACAACCAACUUACUUCUCAUUUUGACCGCCAAUACAAUGAUGAAAGUAUCUCUGGAUUUAGAUAAAAUUCAGUCUUUUAGACCAGAGACUGGUCACACCGCUCUGGUUAAAUCAAUCAUGAUGCAGGCCAUUAUUUACGGCCCUUCUCCGUUGAAUCCUCUACGAUUCAGUUUUCCACCAGAGCUUAGCGGGGAUGCAUUGAUGAACGCAGCCCAACAGCUAAGCGAUGCUGUUAUGAAAUCUGACUCUGAAAUUGUUAGGCAAAGUCCUGAUAUGACAAUCCAAAUGCAGGGCCGUAAGGACAGGCUCAGCUGGCUUAUUUCCUUUAUCAACGAAAACACAGUACUGGACAAGAUGACCCAGGCAAGUCGACAACGGAUAGCCACAGAUUCCGAGAAACUCUUUGCAUGCCAUAAGUUAUGGAUAGCCUAUAAUCAGUCUAUAUCACACUCGAGCGUCUUGAAGGAUGCUGUGGUUGCAUAUAUGCAAGAAAUCGGUGAUGAUUCUCAUGAAGAUCUCGUCAGAGCAUUCUUCAGGACACGAGUAUCAGACAUAGGCAAUGUGUUGCAGAAAGUCAGCAGUAUCGCAAAAGAGGCCGCUAAGCGUUCAAGCAACACGUUGCUUCAGAUACUCCCUGAAGCAAACCGGAUUGUCAUAUCAGUUCUCCACGAAGCCUCCAAAUAUCGAGAUUUCAAUUGGGAAGUAUAUGGAUUGGAAUCUCCGAUGAUUGGAGCAUGGACAAGCAGAUCAGGUGUUAUCGACUCGGCUCGUUCACUCUUUGACCUGACCACAGAAGCUUUAAAAUCCGAUCGUGGACCAAUAACAACCGUAAAAGAACCAAGCUCUCAAUUCCCUGGGCUUGCAAAGGUUUUACUGGAAUGCGUAAAGGAAAGGAUAGAGUGGCUUGCACUAAGUACAGAGCCCCCGGCAGCUACUCAGGUUCUUUAUCGAGAGUUUUCUGAACUGCGUCCGAAAAUCUUUGAAACCUUGCGGCAAUUUGGACAUCAAGAAGCAGCCUUUAAGUUGGCCGAGCGAUAUAAUGACUAUACCAGCUUAGUUUUACUAUCACAUCAAGAGAUUGUCUAUCCUCCUCAUCAAAAUCCCCACACCGACCGCAUAAAGCUCUACAUUCAGAAGUACGGGGAAGAUUUUACUUCAGAACUUUUCCGAUGGUAUAUUCAAAAUGGCGAAGUUCGAACAAUGUUUGAUCAAGAAGCUCCAGCAGGACGUGAUCUUCUGAACAAGUAUUUCGAGAAUCAAUCAAAUCGAAAUAUUGCCAUAACUUGGAUAAAUGAUCUGGAGAACAAAGCUUUCGCUCUUGCUGCUUCUGACCUUUUCCAGGAUGCUCAAGGCGCUCCUAACCUGGAGGGGAGGCAUCUUAUGCUAAGUAUUGGUAAAUUGUCAUAUCUGGCCCACAUGCAAGAAACAAAUUUCCAAGAAGCUUCCACCACUUCAUCCAAAGGGCCAAGUCUUGAUGAUUUCCAUGACGCACUUGACUUUGUCAGUGUUUUAGAGAAGCUGGUACAAGACUUCCGCUCUGUUUUGGUAGCUGCCCGCGCACGUCAGUCAAUUGAAAGCCAGAUAAAUACUAUCAUCAAAGAGAAAGGAAGGCAACUGGAUUCUAGAGUUGGAUUUGUUUAUAUUUUCAAAGAUCUCCUAAGAACCAUCCUGAAAGGCGACGCAUUAUCAGUUGAAGAUACUGUUGACAUUCUGACCCUUAAGGACAAUACGGAGACCGUUGAGGAUUUCGCAACGAGCCUUCAUGUCCUUAGCUUGGCCCCGGAAGGUUCUGGGUCUGAUGUUUCAGGCAUUAGAGGAAAAAUACCUGUGGAAAUACCAGCUCGACGUAAAGAGUCUGCAUUGCACACUAUCUGGCGACGAAUAUAUUUACAAGACGAUUGGGAUGCCCUGAAGCAAACUGCUGACGUAUCCGAUGAUGAGUUGAUGAGGCGGUAUCAGGAAACAGCGAUGUUCCAGACGAUAUUUUCGAUGUUGAUGAAAAGCAAAGAAGAACUUAUCGUCGAUCCUGAGUCAUCUUUAUCGAUCCCUUCAACACAAGAAAUCAGCUCUCGGUGGCCAGGAAUGUCUUCUGACCACAUCAAUGCGCUCAUCCAAGAUUACACAUGGGAGAAAGACCGGGUAGAAAGCUGGGACUUGAGCGAAAUCUACGAUCGCAUCAAACAGCUAGCGGAAGAAGAAGCUGACAGAAGGUUGAACGGGGAUUAG
Psilocybe cubensis is the source of this 3603-nucleotide messenger RNA. RefSeq lists its product as uncharacterized. Gene Ontology annotation, molecular function: structural constituent of nuclear pore; protein binding. The coding region runs from base 1 to 3603 and encodes 1200 amino acids. The record is from RefSeq and is a predicted model, not a curated record. NCBI's taxonomy places the organism in Eukaryota, Fungi, Basidiomycota, Agaricomycetes, Agaricales, Agrocybaceae. The transcript has 19 exons. Gene Ontology annotation, biological process: protein import into nucleus; transcription-dependent tethering of RNA polymerase II gene DNA at nuclear periphery; poly(A)+ mRNA export from nucleus. Gene Ontology annotation, cellular component: nuclear pore outer ring.